Messenger RNA from Arvicanthis niloticus (Nile rat), 3301 nucleotides. RefSeq names its product contactin 3 (gene Cntn3). NCBI's taxonomy places the organism in Eukaryota, Metazoa, Chordata, Mammalia, Rodentia, Muridae. Gene Ontology annotation, cellular component: axon; plasma membrane. Gene Ontology annotation, biological process: brain development; axon guidance; cell-cell adhesion. Gene Ontology annotation, molecular function: cell-cell adhesion mediator activity. The record is from RefSeq and is a predicted model, not a curated record.
GGGCCGGCGGGGCGGGCGCCUUGCAAGCUGGUGCAGCUAGAUUAAAGGAUUUAUCUGAAGACAAAACAUUCUAUUCAUCAGAGACUAGACAAGAGUUACUCUUGCUUUUGCCAAUUAAAGAUGAUGUUGUCAUGGAAACAGUUGAUCCUGCUUUCAUUCAUUGGCUGCCUGGCAGGUGAGCUUCUCUUACAAGGCCCCGUGUUUAUCAAAGAGCCCAGCAACAGUAUUUUCCCUGUUGGUUCAGAGGAUAAAAAAAUAACAUUAAAUUGUGAAGCAAGAGGCAACCCUUCACCUCAUUACAGGUGGCAGCUGAAUGGCAGUGAUAUUGAUACAAGACUAGACCAUCGUUACAAACUGAACGGAGGAAAUCUCAUCGUUAUUAACCCUAACAGAAAUUGGGAUACAGGAAGUUACCAGUGUUUUGCAACGAAUUCUCUUGGAACAAUAGUGAGCAGAGAAGCCAAACUCCAAUUUGCCUAUCUUGAAAAUUUUAAGACCAGAAUGAGAAGCACAGUGUCAGUCCGUGAAGGCCAGGGAGUGGUACUUCUCUGUGGACCCCCACCACACUCCGGUGAACUAUCAUAUGCUUGGGUCUUCAAUGAGUAUCCAUCAUUUGUUGAAGAAGAUAGUCGAAGAUUUGUCUCUCAAGAGACAGGACACCUCUACAUAGCUAAAGUGGAGCCAUCUGAUGUGGGAAAUUACACAUGUGUGGUGACCAGCACUGUGACAAAUGCCAGAGUAUUGGGCUCCCCAACCCCUUUGGUGCUACGCUCUGAUGGUGUCAUGGGUGAAUAUGAACCCAAAAUAGAAGUCCAGUUUCCAGAAACUCUUCCAUCAGCUAAAGGUUCAACUGUGAAGUUGGAAUGCUUCGCCCUAGGGAACCCUGUUCCUCAGAUUAAUUGGAGAAGAAGCGAUGGGAUGCCAUUUCCCAACAAAAUUAAGUUGAGGAAAUUCAAUGGUGUGCUCGAAAUUCCAGACUUCCAACAGGAAGAUACAGGCUCCUAUGAGUGCAUUGCUGAAAAUUCACGAGGAAAAAAUGUGGCGAGAGGGCGGCUCACUUACUAUGCAAAACCUUACUGGGUUCAACUCUUAAGAGACAUGGAAAUUGCUGUGGAGGACAGUCUUUAUUGGGAAUGCCGGGCAAGUGGGAAGCCUAAACCCUCCUACCGAUGGCUGAAAAAUGGAGAUGCCUUAGUACUGGAGGAAAGAAUACAGAUAGAAAAUGGUGCCCUUACAAUAUCCAACCUCAAUGUGACUGACUCUGGAAUGUUCCAGUGUAUAGCAGAAAACAAGCAUGGCCUCAUCUACUCCAGUGCUGAGCUCAAGGUAGUAGCUUCUGCUCCAGAUUUUUCAAGAAACCCUAUGAAAAAAAUGGUUCAGGUGCAGGUGGGCAGCCUGGUAAUCUUGGAUUGUAAACCCAGAGCCUCUCCAAGGGCACUUUCUUUCUGGAAGAAGGGAGACAUGAUGGUGCGGGAACAGGCAAGGGUUUCUUUUUUAAAUGAUGGAGGACUGAAAAUCAUGAAUGUAACUAAGUCUGACGCUGGAAUCUACACCUGCACAGCAGAAAACCAGUUUGGGAAAGCAAACGGCACCACCCACUUGGUUGUGACAGAACCAACAAGAAUAAUUUUGGCACCUUCUAACUUGGAUGUUGCUGUUGGUGAGAGCGUCAUUUUACCUUGCCAGGUUCAACAUGACCCCCUAUUAGAUAUAAUGUUUGCCUGGUAUUUCAAUGGAGCCCUUACAGACUUUAAGAAAGAUGAAUCUCACUUUGAGAAAGUUGGUGGGAGUUCAUCUGGUGAUUUAAUGAUCAGAAACAUUCAACUGAAACACAGUGGGAAGUAUGUAUGUAUGGUACAGACAGGGGUGGACAGUGUUUCGUCUGCAGCUGAGCUAAUAGUGAGAGGUUCACCUGGACCACCGGAAAAUGUGAAGGUAGAUGAAAUUACAGACACAACAGCCCAGCUCUCUUGGACAGAAGGCACUGACAGUCACAGCCCAGUUAUAUCAUAUGCAGUCCAGGCUAGGACUCCUUUCUCUGUGGGUUGGCAAACUGUCAGAACAGUUCCUGAGGUCAUUGAUGGCAAGACACAUACAGCUACUGUCGUGGAGUUAAACCCAUGGGUGGAAUAUGAAUUUCGCAUUGUAGCCAGUAACAAAAUCGGAGGCGGAGAACCCAGUUUACCCUCAGAAAAAGUAAGGACUGAAGAGGCAGCUCCAGAAGUCGCACCUUCUGAGGUCAGCGGAGGAGGUGGAAGCCGAUCUGAACUAGUGAUAACCUGGGAUCCAGUCCCUGAAGAACUACAGAAUGGAGGAGGUUUUGGGUAUGUGGUUGCUUUCCGCCCACUUGGGGUUACCACUUGGAUCCAGACAGUGGUAACAUCCCCAGAUAACCCAAGAUACGUCUUUAGGAAUGAAAGCAUCGUGCCCUUUUCGCCAUAUGAAGUUAAAGUGGGUGUUUACAAUAACAAAGGUGAAGGACCCUUUAGCCCAGUGACAACCGUCUUCUCUGCAGAGGAAGAGCCUACAGUCGCCCCAUCUCACAUCUCUGCCCAUAGUCUGUCUUCCUCAGAAAUUGAAGUUUCAUGGAACACAAUUCCCUGGAAGUCGAGCAAUGGGCAUUUACUUGGCUAUGAGGUGCGGUACUGGAACAAUGGAGGAGAAGAAGAAUCAACCAGCAAAGUGAAAGUGGCAGGAAAUCAGACAUCAGCUGUGCUCCGAGGCCUGAAGAGCAACCUGGUAUAUUACACAGCCGUCCGGGCUUACAACAGCGCAGGUGCUGGUCCCUUCAGCGCCACAGUUAACGCGACCACCAAGAAAACCCCUCCCAGUCAGCCACCAGGAAAUGUUGUUUGGAAUGCUACAGACACUAAAGUGCUGCUUAAUUGGGAACAAGUGAAAGCCAUGGAGAAUGAAUCGGAAGUAACAGGCUACAAGGUUUUCUAUAGGACUAGCAGUCAGAAUAAUGUGCAAGUACUGAACACAAAUAAAACUUCAGCUGAACUGUUGCUGCCUAUCAAAGAAGACUACAUUAUUGAAGUUAAAGCUACCACAGAUGGAGGGGACGGCACCAGUAGUGAGCAGAUCAGGAUUCCAAGAAUAACCAGUAUGGAUGCAAGAGGAUCCACAUCAGCCAUUUCUAACAUCCACUCUGUAUCAGGUUAUAUAUCUGUCCUACUGUUCUUUAUUGUAAAUGCUCUGUGGUGAUAGGGCUUUUUAAAAAUUAUUUACUGGAAAGUUAAUUGGUUACCUCCUCCCCCCCCCCAACAAAAAAAGUGCUUUCUGAUACAGUGAUUAUGCA